This is a messenger RNA of Trichobilharzia szidati, 18224 nucleotides long. Lineage: Eukaryota; Metazoa; Platyhelminthes; Trematoda; Strigeidida; Schistosomatidae. The record is from the annotation of a GenBank genome assembly.
AUGUCGGAUAAGGCAAGUUCUUGUGAUUCAUCUGAUUUCUCCGAUGGUUAUCCAACGACAACAACCAUUAGUACAGUUGCUGUACAAGCUGGGAAUGCACGUAUUGUAUUGGCUGUACUGCGAUGUGGUAACUGGAUCCGUGUUCGCAUUCAGCGUAUGGAACCAGAUCUAUAUGAUAUUGGAGGAAAUGCUGAUGAAGCGCGUUCACUACAGGAAAUACAUGAGCAUUUAUGCGCUAAGUUGGCUUCUAAACAAGAACAAAUCUCUGAGCUUUUGUCAAGAGCCGAUGAUUUAGUCACUCAGCAGACUUCAGACAAUCAAAGUCAAGUGUACGCAGCAAUGGCGGAAUCUUUAAAUCGCGCUUGGCGUGAUUUACUUGGCAUAUUAACACAACGUGGACGUUUACUUGACCUGGCGGUGGAAUGCUUCAAUUCAGCUGAGAAUGUUAUCUACCAGGCUGAAACAGUUGAACAUCUGUGUAACACUGGCAGUUGGGGUCAUGAUGUCAAUUCAGUGCGUCGUUUAAUAGAGGAACACGAAAAUUUGAAACGUACUGGAUUAUUGGAACCAUCGCAUAACAUGCUGAAUUUAGCUAAUAAUUUAUUAGAAUUACUUGGUCGUAUGUCGUGUCAAGCUGGUGGUUCAACUUCCGCCUCAAACACUGGAUCUGGACGUGCAAGUAUUGAAGCUAGAGAACGUGUAGCAGUGAUUACUUCUAAAGCUGGAGUUGCUAGACGGCAUGCUGAAGAUGUAUGGAAUCGUCGUGAUCAUUUACUUCAUCUGAGACUAGCUGUAGUUUCUAUGGAAGCAGAGCUAGAACGUAUUGUUGACUGGUUUGUGAAGACUGGUGAACCUCGUUUUUCAGACAUACAAGUUGGAACAAGUCUAUCCGAGUGUCAAGCUAAUUUGGAUAUGUUAAUGACUCUUGCCGAUGAGGUUCGUGACCUACAAAAUGCACACUCACGUUUAAUGCAACACUUACAUCAAGCGACAACUACAGAUUCAUGGCGUAGAAAACGUGAAAAAAGUGUAUCGGAAAUCCUACGAGCACAAGAACAAGAAUUGGGCUUGCAUUCUUUACCAGUCAGUUUAGAGGGUGAUAAUGAAGUUGAAAUGACGAGUGUUCAUGACUCAGAUACCUGGCGUGUUACUCAUGGUGCAUAUUCUGAAUUGAUUACUAGACUGAGGACUACAGAAUCAUAUAUUUGGGAAUUUCUAGAAAGGAUUGAAAGCAGAAGACGUCAGCUGCAUACUAGCGUCAUUUAUUAUAGUGAAAUUAAUGUUCUUCUCAGUCAAAUUUAUCAACUUGAAUCAGACAUGAAAAAGACAAGAGAUCUUCAACAGACUGGACUGGAAGAAAUCUAUUACAAUCGACUGACUGAUUUGGAAGUACGUGUACCAGGUUUAAAGCAAACAAUGAAUGAAUUACGAAGCAGUUAUAAUGAACCAGCUAGACUGUCUAGACUGAGAGCUCAACUAGGCGUUAAAAUACAACCGCCUGCCUAUGAAUCUGAAUUACCGCCAGCGGCAGCAAAUUCAGUGACUAGUAAAAUGCGUGAGGUUGAUGAAGGCAUAGAAAGAUGUCGUGACCUACUCAAUAAACACAGGGAAUUAAACAUCAAAAUUCAGAAACGUGAAGAAACUGAAUUUCGUUUGAAUGAUUUGAGUAUGUGGUUGAGUCAACGAAUUUACCAUUCACUUGUGGAAUACGGAAGAUCUGGUACAACGCUUGAACAGGUAGCCGAUUUCGAAGAUGUACAUCGACGUCUUGAACGUGAACUGCAGUCUAGAGAACCUGAAUUGGAAGAAUUACGCAUUGCUAUUAGUCGUCUAUCACCAACUGCUGGAAAGUCAAGUUCACAGGAUCGUUUAAAUGAAUUAACCUCAUGUUGGACACGUUAUCGUCAAAUAAUUCAGUUACGCUUAGAAUUAGCAAAUCAUUUCUCUUCAUUACUGAGACGAAUACGUGAAGACGAAUAUCAGUAUAAUCUAACUGUGCAAAAGAUGCAUGAAGCUGACAGAAUGAAAUUAACAACAACUGGCUUAGAUUUUCAUCCGAGUUGGAUAGCCGGUCCUACAGAAUCUCCACAGGCAGCUGAACGUAUGCGCAGUGAAUUAAAUAUGACUACAAGUCGAUUAGAAGAACAACAGAUACUGAUUCGUCAGUUUAUUGAUCAUAUUACACAGAGGGCUGAUCAAGAUUUGCAGAUCACAGAAACUGUGCAUUACUGUCAAGUUCAACUGGAACUGAAUAAUAAACGCUUAGUUCAACUACGUGAAUCAUGGGAUAAUUGUCAACAACUCUGGGACCAGUAUAAACUUGCUCAAGAACAAUGGGAAAUAUUUACACAAACAGCUCGUAGUCUGGAUGAAACGAUGACAUCAUCACUUUCACGAAUGUCACGAACACCAUUGCCAAGUCAACCUUAUGAACUUACUGAAGCGUUGAAAAUGCAUCAUAAUGAACGUAAUGAAAUUGAUCAGUUAACAUUGAAUUUGAAGACAAAAGCUCAACAAUUAGGUGCAAUGGUUGGCGCUAGACCAGAUGAUCAAGAUCAUAGUGGACAAGGUUGGAGAUUUGUUGAAGCUGUUGAUGCUUCAUAUUCUGGACUUGCAUCUUCAAAUAUGGGAAAACGUAUACGUUCUGAAAUGUGUAUGCAACUAGCUGGUUUGGAGACAAGAUGGAAAGCAUGGGAUAAGGCAUGGACAUCCCGAAGUAUACAGCUGGAAAGACGUGGUACACAUUUUGGACACUUAACGACAAUAGAGGGAAUUGAAGAAGAAAUAGUUAUGGCUGAGAGGAAAUUACAGGAAAUUAUGGGCAUGGUUUCAUUGACUGCACCGAUUUCUCAAGUUCAAAUGGCUGACAGAGCAUUGAGUCAAAUUGAGGCUACUGUUCCGGUUCUACGAGGUCGCAUACAUUCAAGUGCACCAGAUAUGAGACUGCAAUUAAUUCAGGGUGAGCCAUCACCAAAUGAAUAUACUGGUGCUAAUAUUGAUCUAAUGGACGUCACAAGACGUCGUCACGAGCAACUUGAAUCACGUCUUACCACAUUUACGGAAGAAACUGUACGCUGUCGGACAGAAAUUAGUUUAACACUACGUCUGUUAAACGCUGUCAGUAUGGCUGAGAAUGUGCUUUCACAGAUCACAUUCAAUUUAGAUAAUGUUAAAAGUCGUAUUGCUGAGAUUUCACUACAAAACACCCAUCAAAUAGAACAGAUUCGUUUUGAAAUUUCUGAACAAAUUAACCGAGGACGUGUAUUGGCUGAUACUCAUAUACCAGUAUUGGAACAAUUAGCUUUUCAAUAUCCCCGACCUGUGGAAGCCAAACAACUUAUACAGCCACUUAUUAGUGGAUUUCAAACAACUAUAAACAAUUUAAAUCAAAUGUCUGAUGAAAUACGUGUGAGAACAGAACAGUUUAUUGAUUUACAACGACCACAAGGUAUGCAAGUGGCCGGUGAUCAAAUUCGAUCAACGUCUAUAGUAAUGCCAGUGCGAGCGAAACCACCAGUUAUUACCAAGCCAUUGGAAAAUAUCACUACUGAAGAAGGUAAAAAGGUUGUUAUGGAGACUAAAUUCGAUUCAGGCCUACCACCAGAUGCGAAUCCAUUUGAUGCUAAUCAAUUACAAGUAACCUGGUACAAAGAUGGUUUGCCAGUGAUUACACCAGAUUAUGAAGUAAAUUUAACUCCCAAUUCAGCCAGUCUAAAAAUAUCUGAAACACUAACUGAAGACAAUGCAGUGUUUUCAUGUCAUAUUAGCACACCAUACGGUAAAGCUGAGACAAGAUGCACUUUAACAGUGAUCGAGCCAAUCAGUCCACAACCUGCUGAUGAAAGUAUGAUCCAGCCUACUAGAAGUGUUAGAGAACAAAAGCCUGUUCGUGAAACUGGUGAACCACCUCAAUUUAUCAAACAUCUCAAGUCGACUUACAUUGACGAAACGCAGGAACUAGUGUUAGACUGUCAAGCUGUUGGUCAGCCUGUUCCAUUCCUGUCGUGGUAUAGAAAUGAUCAGUUGAUAGAUCAGAAUCCUGACUUUAAAAUUACUCAAUUGGCCGGAUCAGGAAUACUGAGAGUUCCACAGUGUCGUGUCGCUAGUCAUUCAGGAGUAUAUGUGUGUCGUGCAAUCAAUCCACUUGGUGAAUGCUCAACAACCUGUCAGGUUAACAUUAAUCCAGCUCAACCACCGGAAAUUAUUCAGCCCUUGCAAAAUCUGAAUCUGAAAGUUGGCGACAGAUGUAAACUUACAGUUCAGUAUAAGAGUGCACUACCAGCUGUAGUGGAAUGGUAUCACAAUGAUAUGCCAAUUCAAGGCGAAAUAGGCCGUCGACGUAUUACAAUGGAAGUUAACAACACAGUCAGCCUACAUCUUCUUAUGGUUUCUGAAUUAGAAGGUGGAAAAUAUGCAUGUACCGUGCGUAAUCCAGCAGGAUUUGCCACAACAAGUUGUAGCGUCACAGUUCAUCCUCUGGAGAAACGUGAACCUUUAUCACCAUCACAACUAUCUUUCCGAGCAACAGCUUCACGUCGCAGAAGAGAUAUUCAACUUGAGUUUGAUGAGGUGUUUGAACCCUCUAAAAUUCCACGUGUAGUCCAAUCUCCGACUGCAGUUAGGGCUGCUGUUCCUUACACAAGCCCCCAAGAUUUUCAAAGAGCAGUUUCUGUACCACCUCUUACUACAGUCUCUGUACCACUGAGAAUGCGAACGCAUGUUCCUGAAUCGCGUCCAGCAUCAGAUUAUGGUAGACCGCCACAGUUUCUUACACCUCUACAAAAUGCUGAGGUUGAUGGACAAGAGAAAAUCAAGCUGGAGUGUCAGAUCACCGGGUUUCCAGCACCAAAAGUGAGUUGGCUGAAAAAUGGUAUUCCGUUGGCUAGAUCGAAUUCGUAUGCCAUCCAAGAAAAUGGACAGUAUCAUAGUCUCACUUUCUACGAUGUGUUCAUUGAAGAUCAAGGCGAGUAUACAUGCGUUGCUGAAAAUCCCUAUGGGAAUGCAUUCAGUUCUUGUAGAAUGGAUGUUGAACCUAUUCACACCUCUGAACAACCAGUUGAUCGAGCACCUACAAUAGUGAAGCCUUUGCCAGCACGUCUAUCAGCUGUCGAAGGUAAUUCACUUGAUCUGACUUGUCAGUUUACUGGUCGACCAAUACCAACAGUGGUAUGGCUUAAAGAUGGUAAACAGCCUCAGUCUUCAGUUAAUUUUCAGACUUUUCAGGACUCUGGAUUUGCGCGUCUCUACAUUCCAAAAGUGGAAAAAGACAAAGGUGGCACAUAUGAAGCUGUAGCAACAAAUCAAUUAGGCAGUUGUAGUACUACCUUAUAUCUGGAAAUAAUCCCAACUAUGAAAACCUCAGUUGACUUACUGACAUCAGUAUCACCGGCGAUGAGUGGAAGUCCACCCGAGUUCACACGAAUAUUUAAGGAUGUUUAUAUAGAAUCAGAACGUCUGGAAGAAAUAGUACUAGAGUGUUCAGUGACAGGUAUUCCAACACCAACAGUGUACUGGACACAUAAUGGCAUAAUUAUAACGCCAGAUGAUCAACGUUAUACCGUUGGACGAGGACCUGGGCCAAAUGAUCAUUGUCUUAUAAUUCGACGACCGGGACCAGAAUCAGCAGGUCGUUAUCAAGCGAUAGCUGAAAAUAUUCACGGAAGAGUUACCUGUUCAGCACUGAUCAGUCCUUCAGGCUUCAGUCAAACCUUAAUAAAACGACCACCUUCUACAAUGAGUUUAACAAGACACACAGUUAUCCGACAACAACAAUGGACGCGUGAAACAUCUUUGCCGCCAUCGCCAGCGAGUACUGGUCCAAUACUUUCACCACAAUCAUUCGCCACAGUUCAAGUGCCUCGGUCGCCAAUUAGAUUUCAGAGGGAAACGUCAGCACCUCCAUCCCAAUACUACUUGACAAGACAUCAUUUACAAAUAAGACCAAGACAGGCAACACCACCAAUUCAACUCACAUUCUCUUUACCACGUAAAGAGAAGUCAUUAAGUCGAACAGAGAUUACAAAACCUGUUGAGAGUCACUUAAGACCUCAAGGACAAGUGAAACACUACAGCAGCACACAACACUUGAACAAAAAACAAUUUACACCAGUUGUUCAACAUGUCGAAACACGCUAUUCACGUCGUGUAGCAAGUCAACCACGUCUAUCACCGGGUUAUUCAUCAGAAGAAGAACAUGAACACAGUAUGUCAAUUGUUCCAAUGGUAAGACAUUAUAAAACACGUAUGGAAAGAAAUAUGGUUGCUCGACCACAUGUUACCUCUGGUUACACUUCUGUGAAAGAGCAUAGACGUUCACUGCACGUUAUACCAAUGAGACGUGAAUAUCAGACAUGCUUAGAACAUAAUGUACCAUCUCGUCCAACAUUGGAGACAUGUUUUGCAACGGAAGAAGAACGUGAAUAUGGGAUGAAUGUUGUACCGAUUGUACCACACACUGAUUAUAAGACAGAAUUGACAACAGAUGUUUAUAGUAAACCAGAAUUAACACCAGGAUAUGCUACAGAGACGAAGCAUAUUCGAUCUUUUGAAGUUACACCAAUGGUACCAGAAUAUCAUACUAAAAUGGAAAGACAAGUUACGAGUCAUCCAAUACUUGAAGCUGGUUAUUCAUCUGAAGAAGAGCACGAGCAUAAAUUAAGCGUGGUACCUAUGGUCCCAUAUACUUCUUAUAAAACGGAAUUAAGUACCGAUGUCUUAUCGAAACCAGAAUUGGUACCAGGAUAUUCUACUGAAACCAAACAUCCUGUAAAUCUUGAAGUUACACCGAUGGUACCAGAAUAUCGUACUGAAUUAGACACAAGUGUCGCCAGCCACCCAUACUUAGAAGAAGGUUAUACAUCUGAAGGAGAACAUGAACGUCAAAUGGAACUUGUGCCUCUGGUACCGGAAUACAAGACACAACUUUCAACAGAUUUAUCCGCCAAGACGGAGGUGAUUAGUGGCUAUGAAAGUCGGCUGCAUUUUGAACGAACAUAUCUGAUGGAGACACAGUUAAAGCAGUAUGAAAGUGCAAUUUCAACUCGAAUACCAAGCAGACCAUCAUUGACGUCUAUAUUUGAAUCGACCUUUGAGCAUGAAACAAAUAUGAAUGUUGUUCCAGUUGUUCCACACGAUGAACAUUAUCAAAGUCAAAUACUUGCUGAUUUCCAUGCUCAGUAUCGUCCAAUUGAUGUCAUUGUUGAAGUGCCAAUCCCACCAGAAUUUGUCAAGCCUUUGACUAAUGUAAUAGCCGACGAAGGAGCGUGUGUCGUAAUUGAAGGUCUUGUAAAUGGUGUACCGCAGCCUAAAAUAUCAUGGUACCGUUCUGGACGAGAGAUAUGCGAUGGUCCUGAUUUCCGAUUAGAUUAUACCGAUAAUCGUGUACGACUAACACUUAGCGAAGCUUUUGCUGAGGAUGCUGGUGAGUACAUGUGUGAAGCUGAAAAUGUUGCAGGUCGAGCACAAAGUGCUGCAAAUUUAAUAGUACGUGCUCGCUUAUUAGCACCGAAGUUUAUUAAAGGACUUGAAAAUCAAAUUAUUUAUGAAGGUGAAUCAGUUCGACUGGUUGUGAAAGUUGAUGGUCAUCCACCUCCAACAGUUACAUGGACACGUGACGGUCACGAAAUCACAAGUUCUCCCAAUUACAUACUUGAAAAAGAAGGUGAUGGUGUUUAUGCGCUUAGUAUACCAGAGGCAUUCUUUGAAAAUUCUGGACGUUAUGCUGUAAUUGCAGAAAAUCCAGCUGGAAAGUGUAUUUCUUCAGGCUUGGUUACAGUAUUGGAACCAGAAAGACCGUAUCCAGGUGGACUAGAUAAAUUAUGUCAGAGCCAGUUGACAGUACAAGUGGAAGGUUUGAAACAGGUUCGAUUACCAUCACCAGUGCCUCAGCCACACCCAGAGAAGCCUUAUUUCACAAAGGCCUUCAGUCCUGAAAUAGAGAUAAAUGAAGGUGAACGAUUAGUUUUGACGGCUGAAGCCUGGGGCAAUCCCAUUCCCAUCAUCAAAUGGUACUUCAAUGGUCAACCUUUAGUCGAUGGCCCUGACCAUCAACAAUCUCAAGUUGGCCCACAGUUGACUGAUGUCAAUCAGCUACAACCGCAUCCAGUGCUAAUGACAGGUCAUUUGGUCAUGAAUGAAGUAUUCUUGCAAGAUUCUGGUCUCUACACAUGCGUAGCUGAAAAUAUAGCUGGUCAAGCAGAAGUUAUGGCGAAUAUAAGUGUUGUGCCAAAACCAAUUCGCGAAAUUCAGAGACCAUCAAUUCAACCACCAGAAUUUGUCAGAUUCCCAGAAUCUCCAGUGAAGCUGCAAUCUGGCCAGGAUGUAGUAUUCGAAGUCGAAGUUAAAGGCCUACCUUUAACCUCUUUGAACUGGUAUCACAAUAAUAUGAUUGUUCAUAAUAAUCAGAAUGUAUUCAUUGAGAAUAUACCCGAGGCUGGUAUCACAAGAUUAUUUAUUAAAUGUGUGCAACCAGAUGACCAAGGUGAAUGGUUAGUGACAGCUACAAAUCCGGCUGGUUCAUGCUCUAGAGCUGUUCGAGUAAUUUGUGAAGAGACUGUAUUUAUUCAACCAGAGCCUAUUGUCCAUUCAGAAUAUGAGCUGAAAUUAAGUCAUCCAGUGUCUGAUGUCACUGAUUUAUCCUAUACCUAUGAACAACAAACGCUAUUCAUACAACCGGAAAUGAUUCCACCGAAUUUUGUAGAACGUUUCCCCAGUGAAAUUAAGAUCAAUGAAGGAACACCGUUAAUUCUACAUGGUAGAGUUCAUGGCCAACCAAAACCAACCAUAAAAUGGCUUAAAAAUGGUAAACCAUUAUAUCCAAGUGACAGAAUUCAUUAUUAUGCACUGGAUGAUGGAACAGUACAUUUAGAAAUUGCAGAACCUACAGAAGAAGAUUCAGGCGUUUAUGUUGCCUCAGCUGAAAAUCCCGUUGGAGAAGAUCACUGUAUUGUUACUCUAUCCGUUCUACCACUGGUAAGUGUUGCACCGACCGGCCAACCGCCAGUAUUCUGUCGUGGUCCACUUCCUUGGUCGCCUGCAGAAACUGGUCCACUGAUUGUUUGCCCUGGAGUAUUAAAUUUAAAGGAAGGUCAGUCUGUUCGCUUAGAAGUUGAAGUGAUCGGUAAACCAACACCAACAAUAGCAUGGUUCAUCAACGGACGAUCUAUCAGCAUGGAUAAAACACACAAGGUUGUCCCACUUCGUGCCAAUGUGUGUUCACUGAUUCUCGAUUCACCAGCGCCGAAUCUGGAUUCUGGCCUUUGUAGUUGUAUAGCCACUAACCAGUUUGGUCAAGCUGAACUUCAAUUUAACAUUCAUGUUGAAAGUAAACCCCAGACCAUUUCUCAGGCGCCACGAUUUGUACAAAAACCUCCAAUUCAGUUGACAGCAUCACCGAAUGAACAGGUUACACUGUACGCUGUCGCAGAAGGCAUACCGAAACCAGUUUUAUCAUGGCAUAAAGAUGGAAAGUUAUUUACUGGCACUGCAGACGGUCGUAUCCAGAUUGUAACUAAUGAAAUGGAGACAACACUGUAUAUUGCCUCCUUACAGCCAGAAGACUUCGCCACAUGGCAAUGUCUUGCUGCAAAUACAUCUGGAAGUGCUUCAGCAAGAUGUAAAAUUUCAGCACCAGUUGAAGAAAAACCUAAAGAACCAGCUAGAAGAUACAGUAUACCGAAAAAACAACCUGAAGGGCUUCAAGAAGUUACUUCCCCGAACCCAAUAAUUAUGUCUCCACCACAGUCGGUGCGUGUAAAUGAAGGUGAAAAUGCUCGUUUCACAGCUCAUAUAGUUGCAAAUCCCCCACCAGUUGUAUCUUGGUAUAUUAAAGGUCAACCAGUACCUACUGUUGGAACAAUACAACAACAACCAGAAGGCGAAGAAAUUCGACAUUUAAGUCGUUUCGAUGGCUUGAUUUACUAUCUAGAUAUGCAAAAAUGUCUACCUGAAGAUGCAGGUGAAAUUUAUGUUGUAGCACAACGUAGUGAUAUUUCACCGGAGGCAGUAGCCAAUGAACCUAAUGCUGUUGUAAGCGCAUCUGCUAAUCUAGAAGUAGUGCCAGCUGUUGAUCUACGUGCACAACUGAAACCGAUACCUAAAACCUCUACUGAAAUCAUACCUGAAAAGGUUGAACCGAAGCUUGAAGGUCGUGCACCACGUUUCCUUAAAUUUCUACAACCUGUAACAGCACCAGAAUCUUCACAAAUAACGUUUUCGGUUGAAUUUGAUGGUGAACCAUCGCCUGAAGUAAUCUGGAUGCAUGAACAAGAGGAUAUAAGUAAUAAGGAAAACUAUCAGAUAACCACAACACCUACAACAAGUCAGCUAGUAAUUUCCAAUGUCCGCUUAGAAGAUAUGGGCAAUUUCUCAGUUACGCUGCGUAAUCCAAUUGGACAGGCAUGUAGUAAGUCAAGAUUGACAGUGACACAGCUGAAAGUGUCUGGGAAAGCACCUGAAUUCGUACCACCAAUUAUUCAAUCACAGGUUGUAGAGGCUGGAGAGCCGAUUACAUUUGAAUGCAAGGUUAUUGGGGAGCCAACACCUCAAGUGCAUUGGGAACGUAAUGGAGAAAGACUACCGCUUAAAAGUCUUGAUCAUAUGCGAAUAUUUGAUGCACCGCCAUUUCAUACUCUUGUUCUAUGCGAAACUGUUCCAGAAGAUUCUGCCGAAUAUCAGUGCGUAGCGAUUAAUGCGCAUGGACAUAGUGUUUGCAAGGCUAAUGUUACUGUAAAAGCCAAACCAGUUACUGUCAUCCCACCGAGAAUUAUUCAAGCACCACAGAGUGUAACUGUUGCUGAAUCAGAACCUGUCCAACUGACUGCACUGAUAGAAGGCACGCCAAUGCCAGAAAUUACUUGGCUACUGCAUAAUGAAGUUAUUAAACCAUCUCAAUACUUUCUUCCGGAAGUUCGACCAGAUGGUUACACAAUACUUAAUAUUUCAAAUGUUUAUCCAGAAGAUGUAGGAGUUUAUACAGUACGCGCUAUGAACGCUGGUGGUGAGGUAACAGCGUCGGCUGAAGUUUGCCUAUCAGCUCCGCAAACUAUCGCUCCACAAUUUGUCAAACCCUUACCUAUGGAGCCGAUAGAAGUUAAAGAAGGCGAACAAGUCUGUCUAGAGGUUCAGGUAUCAGGUGAACCUUUGCCUGAGAUUAGCUGGUAUCAAAAUGGACAGCCAAUACAAUCAGGUCCUGUUUGGAAGGUAACAACGGACCGAUAUAUUUCACGCCUUGAAUGCAAAACUGUGUCAAUGAAUAACUCUGGAGAAAUACUUGUCAGAGCAGUUAAUCCAGCAGGUCAAACAACCACACAAACAAAAAUGAUUAUUAUUCGUCUAGGACCAGAACCGAAACCACCAGUUUUUGAAAAACGCUUACAACCUAGAAUCAAAGUACUGGAAAAUCAUACUGUUACACUGGAGUGCUGUGUCAAUGGAUAUCCAGAGCCAACUUUACGAUGGUUUCAUAAUGGUGUGGAAUUUGAACCAGUAAUAAUUUCAUCACCUUCUCAACAAGCAUCUGCUAAAAAGGAAUUGUACAUUGACAGAUCAACACAUACAUAUACGUUGAGUAUACACGAUUUAAAUGCCUUUGAUAUAGGCGAAAUAAUGGUACGCGCAGAAAAUGAACUUGGUGUAACUAUGUGCAGUAGUGUAUUAGAACUAGAGAUAGUUGAUGGAAAGAUUGUUGAACCACGUUUUGUGCGUCAACCACCAGAAAGGAUUGAAUUACAACCUGGUGAUAGUGCUAGACUGGAAUGUGAGGUUGAAUCCGAACCACCGGUUACAUUUAGAUGGUAUUUAAAUGGAUUACAACUAGACCAGACAGCGAAACAAUUCAAAGUGCUUGAAGACACUAAUCGUACAACUCUCAUCAUUCCAUCGGUUCAGCCAGAAAUACUGCCCAGUCAAGUUACCAUAGAAGCUGCUGGACAGACGGGAACAAAGAUUGUAACCUCUUCAGUAUUGGUAAUGAUGGCUAAAACAGAUGAUAUAACAGAAACGGAACCGGAAAAACAACUCCCUGAACUUCGUUUCACUCGACAACUACCAACACAUUUAACGUAUAGUGAAAAAGAUGAAGCGAUUACACUUGAAGUUGAAGUUGAUAGACCGGAAGAAUCAUUUACAGAUGUUCCUCAGCCUGUUUUUAGUUGGUAUUUGAAUGGAAUAGAAAUAUUUCUACUUCCACCUGAAAAGAACCCUGAACGAUACAUUGUAACUCAAGAUCAACCAUGGCAGAGUAGACUGACAAUCAAUAAUCCUGGUACCUGGGACUUUGGCGAAGUUACCUGUAUGGUAACACGUUUAAGUGGUGAUAAGGAGGAGAAGAUUUACACUUCAUGUAAUCUCGAAUUAACUUAUCAGCCACCAAAGACGGAAGAGCAGCCAAAAGCACCAGUAGUUUCAAAAUUAGAAUUUGCUCCACAAUUCAUUCAAGGUUUACCAGAAAAACUUACACCAGAAGUAGGAUCUACAGUUGUUAUGGAUAUCAUAUUGAAGGCGAAUCCAUCACCUGAUAUUCAAUGGGCAAUUAGUUCACCGUCAACGGCUGAAAGAUUCGAAUUUUUCGGUCCAGAACAAGUUGAUGACGAUACAUUACAAUACAGAGCUGUGCUACACAAUUAUCAACCUGAAAAAGAUGAUAAUACUGUACUCCAGAUGAUUGCUACAUCCCCAUUAGGACAAGCAACAUCGGUGUGUCAUAUACAACCAAGGGAACAACAGACUGUCAAUGUGCAAUUCGCUAAAACACUAACUUCACAAUUAGAAGUUGCACUGGACCAACCGCUACAGUUAGAAUGCUCUGUUCAACCGACAACAGCUCCAAUUGAAUUUCGUUGGUAUGUUAAAGGGCUAGAAGUCACUCAAGAACAAAUACCAUGUGAAGUGAAGACAACAGAGUUUUCAUCAAUUUUAGAAAUACCAAAAAUUAAUUCUGAAAUGAUUGGAACCAUCACUGUUUCUGUUUUGCAUCCUGAAGGAGAAUUGACUAGCUCAUGUGAAUUGUAUACUGCUACUGAAGUAGAAAUGCCUGUGGUUGAAGAUGUUAUCACUGAAUUACCAUCAGCACCUGAAACGUUUACAGUUGAAUUGAAAAAUGUCGAAGAACAAACUGAAUUCAGUUUCAUUAAACCCGUUCGCGCUGAAGUUCACCAAGAUUCAACUGAAGAACGUACUUUAGAAUUGGAGUGUCAACUGCUGACAGACCAGCAGCCAGUAUCUGUUCAGUGGAGUCAUGAAGGCUCCGAACUUACAGUAUCCGAUCGCAUUGAACAAGUCUAUGAGUAUGAAAGCGGUUUGGCUAAACUAGUUAUACACAAUGUUACCCCACAAGAUAUGGGUGAAUACACAUGUACUGCAACGCGAACCCAACUUGUACCGACACAAGUUGAACCCAUUCAAAAGACUAUCACCUCCAGUACAGUCGUGGAUAUUGAAGUUCCUGAAACAGUUGAAAUUGUUCCUACAAUCAGUGAGAAAGUACUCACAUUUUUACAACCUGUUAAACCAAAUAUUCACACUGUACAAGACCAUAAAGAUCUUGAAUUGGAAUGUCAAAUCCAAGCCGACUUGAAACCUAUCCAACUUGUCUGGGAAGUUAACGGAGAAGAAUUAACUCAAUCGGAUCGUACAGAAAUGACGUAUUUCGAAGACAGUGGGAUAGCUCGUUUAAUAGUACACCAAGUUGUUCCAUCAGACUCUGGUGAAUAUGUUUGUAAAGUUCAUGGUGAAGUUGUGGAGGCUGAAACAAAACAACAAAUGACUAAAACAAUUUCUUCCGGUUCAAUAGUUACAAUUGAAGAUCAACCUGAGGAAAUCACUGUCCCAGCUGAAGAUACUCAACUUGUACAACCAUCAAUUGCUGCUGUCGAACCAGCCGACUUAUGCUUUGUCAAACCUGUCGCGCAUGAAUUGCACAAAACUUCUGAUCAAGAGAAACAACUUGAACUGGAAUGCCAAUUCCAAGCUGAUUUGAAACCAGUUGAAGUACAAUGGAAACUAGAUGGAAAGGAGUUGACUCAAUCCGAUCGAAUUGAAAUGACAUACAUGGAAGAUGUUGGUGUAGCCCACUUGACUGUGCAUCAAGUGAGCCCGAGUGAUUCAGGUGACUAUCAGUGUGUUGUUGUUGGUGAAGUGAUUGAAGCGAAGACAGGUGAACGUUCAGUAAAGACGAUUAUGUCAACAUCGCAUGUUACUAUUGAAGAAGAACUACCUGAAGAAGUAACUAUACCUCUGGAGGUUAGUGAACCGAAACAACCAGUAUUUACUACAGUCGAGCCAGCUGAUCUGUAUUUCGUAAAACCCAUUUCACAAGAAUUUCGUGAAGUCUCUGGACAGGAGAAACAACUUGAACUGGAAUGCCAAUUCCAAGCUGAUUUGAAACCAGUUGAAGUACAAUGGAAACUAGAUGGAAAGGAGUUGACUCAAUCCGAUCGAAUUGAAAUGACAUACAUGGAGGAUGUUGGUGUAGCUCACUUGACUGUGCAUCAAGUGAGCCCGAGUGAUUCAGGCGAUUAUCAGUGUGUCGUAGUUGGUGAGGUGAUUGAAGCGAAGACAGGUGAACGUUCUGUGAAGACGAUUAUGUCAACAUCACAUGUUACUAUUGAAGAAGACUUGCCCGAAGAAACUGUUGCACCAAUUGAAACAAGUGAACCGGAACAAUCAACUGUCGUCCCAGUACAACCUGCUGAUUUGUGCUUUGUGAAGCCAAUUACACCACAGCUGAAUAUUGUGUCCGAGCAGGAAAGACAACUUGAACUGGAAUGCCAAUUUCAAGCUGAUUUGAAACCAGUUGAUGUACAAUGGAAACUAGAUGGAAAGGAGUUGACUCAAUCCGAUCGAAUUGAAAUGACAUACAUGGAGGAUGUUGGUGUAGCCCACUUGACUGUGCAUCAAGUGAGCCCGAGUGAUUCAGGCGACUAUCAGUGUGUUGUUGUUGGUGAAGUGAUUGAAGCGAAGACAGGUGAACGUUCAGUGAAGACGAUUAUGUCAACAUCACAUGUUACUAUUGAAGAAGUUGUACAAGAAGACAGUCUGCGUUCCCCAGUGAUCAUAAACGAGUUAACACCAUUGAGUAUUUCUGAAGGAGAGGAGAUUUAUUUGACAGCUGUUGUCAAAGGCAAUCCACAGCCAACUGAUGUCACUUGGAAACACAAUGGUAAUGUCCUGCAACCUGAUAGUACAGAUGCUGCCAUCUUUUAUAGUCCAGAGACAGGAGUUUGUGAAUUGACAAUAUCUGAAGCAUUUCCUGAAGAUUCGGGAGUUUAUUCUGUCGAAGCACAAAAUAAUGUUGGUACCGCCAUCAGUCAGACCGAAGUAGUUGUAUUAGUAGAGGUAAGGACACAGCCAAGUGUUUUACAGGAAGAUGAUAUAAAAGUAGUUGACAUAAUAAAUGACAGUGUAGAAUUAGAGAAACAAGCUGUUCUAAUAGAUAUAGAACAAACUGAAAGAACAGAAAUGUACUCACCUAUUGAGACGCUACCAGAAGUCCUUCAAGCCGCAGUAUAUGAACACAUAGCAGAGGAAACAGAAUUCGAAGUAGAUUUAGAAGAACCAUUGGAAAUGGAUGACACUGAGUUUUCGCUUGAGGAAGGCGUCACACCAACACACGCAAUAGUCCUAGAUGUCCUUAUACCCCAUGAUUCUAUAAGUGUAGACGAGACUAGUAUCAGCGUUGAGGAAGCGGAAAAAGCUCAAUCGAUUCCUAGUUUGACUGAGAUCUCCUUACAUGAUGUAACUCAGACAGGAAUUUCAGAAACAAGUUUAAUAGAAUUCAAGCCAGUUCAAUCCCAAGAAUACAUCAAAACGGAAACAAUAUCAAACAUAGAAGACAAGGACCAUGUGUCAAGUGAAGAUUCUGUCAAAAUACAGGAAACGACCCCUCAAAUAGUGGAGAAAGUAACAGAAGAACAGGCUAAGCCCGAGAAAUUGCCAAAGAUAAAUGCUCCUUCAAGUCCAGUGAAUGUAAGAAUUGUUAUCACUCCACCGGAAUCUCCAGAUUCUAAGCCAAAACUUGAGAUAACAUGGGAGCAGCCUGAUGACGCACCAGUCAGUAAUUUCUAUAUUGAACUGAAACCGGUCGAUGCUAAACAGUGGCAAGAUGUAUCAGCUGACUUCACUGUAACAGAACCGCAUGCAACACUUCCAACUGAUAAUUUGCAAGAAUCUGUUAGUUAUGAAUUUCGAGUUAUUGCAGAAAACGAAGCCGGAAAAAGUCCACCAUCUAAACCAUCAAAUUCAAUUGAAUUAGGUUCACCGCUACAAUUCAUACGUCCAUUAACCGAUCUUACUAUCACUGAAACAACAACUGAUACCACUGUUGUAUUGGAGUGUGAAUUGUCUCGUUCAUCUCGUGAAAAAGUCAAGUGGAUGAAAAAUGGUCAACCAUUAACUAAAUUGCCUAAGAAUAUAAAAACAGAAGAAUCGGACGACGGAAAAAUCCAUAGACUUGUAAUCCAAAAUGUCACUGAAGAGGAUUUAGCCGUCUACUCUAUACAAGUGGAAUCAUUGAAGAGUGAAGCGCGACUUGAUAUGAAAAUUAAACCAACACUGAGAUUGUCAGACUCAUUCUCCGAUCGUGUCAUCAUGAAAGCAGGAUCAGCAGCUGUCUUCGAAAUCCCAUUCAUCGCCAGUCCAAAACCAAAGGUGGAGUGGAAAUGGAGACCGAGAACACGUCCUGACGCCGAGCUCGGUGCACCUCAGACUCCACGAUUCAAGCCUGAUGUGGUGUCUGGAUUGACGUCACUUCCUGUGAGCAAGGUGAAGCGUGAGGAUGCUGGUCCACCGCCCAGUCCUAUCAAUGUCAAAGCAGUCGUCAAUCCACAGAAAGCAUCAAUCAAAGAUCAAACUAUCGAAUUGACAUGGGAACAACCAAGUGAUCAGGUCUCGGCUUCUGGACCUGUCACCAACUUCUACAUCGAAAUGAAACCAACAGAUUCAACGCGUUGGCAGGAUGUGUCGGCCGACUUCACAAUCACUGAACCACAUUUCACACUGCCUACUGAAAAGAUGCAAGAGUUUGUGAGUUAUGAAUUUCGUGUUACAGCGGAGAAUAAAGCAGGGAAGAGUAAACCAUCAUCACCUUCGAAUGCUAUUGAAUUAGGUACUCCUCUGGAAUUCAUACGUCCACUAACAGACUAUACUGUCACUCAACUCACUGAUGAACCUGUUAUUCUAGAAUGUGAAUUAUCUCGUGCAUCACGUGAAAAAGUCCAAUGGUUAAAAGACGGCAAAGUAUUAAGUCGACUACCUGAUCGAAUCAAAAUUGAAGAAUUAGAUAAUGGGAAAGUUCAUCGUAUUGUAUUCAAUCAAAUAAGUGAAGACGAUUUAGGUGUAUAUUCGAUACGAGUGGAAAAAUUGUCUUCACAAGCCACCCUGGAUAUGAAGAUUCCACCAACACUGAGAUUGUCAGACUCAUUCUCCGAUCGUGUCAUCAUGAAAGCAGGAUCAGCAGCUGUCUUCGAAAUCCCAUUCAUCGCCAGUCCAAAACCAAAGGUGGAGUGGAAAUGGAGACCGAGAACACGUCCUGACGCCGAGCUCGGUGCACCUCAGACUCCACGAUUCAAGCCUGAUGUGGUGUCUGGAUUGACGUCACUUCCUGUGAGCAAGGUGAAGCGUGAGGAUGCUGGUCCACCAGCUAGUCCGGUUAAUGUGAAAGCAGUCGUCAAUCCACAGAAAGCAUCAAUCAAAGAUCAAACUAUCGAAUUGACAUGGGAACAACCAAGUGAUCAGGUCUCGGCUUCUGGACCUGUCACCAACUUCUACAUCGAAAUGAAACCAACAGAUUCAACGCGUUGGCAGGAUGUGUCGGCCGACUUCACAAUCACUGAACCACAUUUCACACUGCCUACUGAAAAGAUGCAAGAGUUUGUGAGUUAUGAAUUUCGUGUAACAGCGGAGAAUAAAGCAGGGAAGAGUAAACCAUCAUCACCUUCGAAUGCGGUUGAAUUAGGUAUGCCGCUUGAAUUCAUUCGUCCUUUGGAAGAUGUAACCAUAAAAGAAAUCACAAGUGAGCCAGUCAUACUGGAAUGUGAACUAUCUAGAACUCCGCGUGAAAAACUUCAGUGGUAUAAAGAUGGUAUAGCACUUAGUCGACUACCAGAGAGGAUAAAAAUUGAAGAACAAGAAAAUGGAAAGAUUCACCGAAUUAUUUUCUCGCCAUUGACCGAAGAAGAUCUAGGAAAAUAUUCCGUAAAAGUGGAGAAUUUAGCAAGUGAAGCGAACGU